Messenger RNA from Opisthocomus hoazin, 1713 nucleotides. The record is from RefSeq and is a predicted model, not a curated record. Lineage: Eukaryota; Metazoa; Chordata; Aves; Opisthocomiformes; Opisthocomidae.
AUGGCGAGCUCGCACCAGAGGAGGCAGCACGGCCAGGGCAACAAAGGCCCUGAGCAGAUAGACGUGCUGCAGUGCUGCCACUGGUUUCUGCCCAGCCCCGUGUGUGGCAGACCUGUUGGCGCCCGGGAGGGUGUGGAGAGGAUACGGUGUUCGCACUCGUCCCCAUCUUAUUGCGUGCCACUGUCAGCGGGUCAGGUCACAGGACACCUCACCUUGCCCCUACUGUCAGUCACCCUCCUGGUGUCCUUUGGCUCCUCCAUGCUCUAUGGCUACAACCUGGCCGUGGUGAACUCGCCGGCGGUGCACAUAAAGGCUUUCUACAACGCCACAUGGUCCCGGCGGCAUGGGCACGGGCUGGCCCCCGGCCCCCUGACCCUCCUCUACUCCCUGACCGUCUCCGUCUUUGCACUGGGCGGGCUGGUGGGCUCCUUGCUGGUGGCGGUGCUGGUGGAGCGGUACGGCAGGAAAGGCACGCUGAGCCGCAGCGCUCUCCUCGUUCUGCUGGCUGGCGGCUUCAUGGGCUUCAGCCGGGAGCUGGGGUCCCCCGAGAUGGUAAUCAUCGGCCGCUCCAUCACAGGGCUCCACUCAGGUAUCUGUCUCAGCGUGGUGCCCCUCUACCUGGGAGAAAUUGCCCCCAAGAACCUGCGGGGUUUCCUGGGCCUCAUGCCCAGCAUCUUCAUCUGCCUGGGAGUUUUCUUCGCGCAGAUCCUGGGCCUCCCAGAGCUGCUGGGCCAGGACAGAUUCUGGCCCCUUUUCCUGUCAGUGGUGGUCAUUCCCGCCUCCCUCCAGCUCCUGCUGCUACACGGCUUCCCCGAGAGCCCGCGGUACCUGCUGAUAGAGAGGAACGAUGUCUCCGGGGCCACCGAGGCACUGCACCGGUUCCUGGGGACACCCGACGUGCAAGAUGUGAUCAAGGAGAUGAAGGAGGAGCAGCGGUCGCUCUCCUCUGUGGAGAUGGUGUCCGUCUGGCAGCUGCUGCGAGACCGCUCUGUCCGCUGGCAAACCCUCUCAGUGGUGGUGGUGAACGCCGGCAUGCAGCUAUCAGGGAUCGAUGCCAUCUGGUUUUACACCAACACUAUCUUCGAGAACACUGGGAUCCCCGUGUCCCAGAUCCCCUACACCACCGUGGGCACCGGCAUCAUCGAAGUUGUCUCGGGGCUCAUCGGGUGCUUCACCAUUGAGAAGUUGGGCCGGCGGCCCCUCAUCAUCACCGGCUUCUGUGCCAUGGGCAUCUGCUCCGCCGGCAUCACCCCCUCCCAGGACCACCAGUUUGGCCCAUGGGUCCUGCAGGGCUCCAGCCCUUUGGCUGUGGGGCUGAGACAGGCAGGACCCGUCGACCCCAGGGCCGGUGUCCCCUUCCUGAUGACAGCAGAGCUCUUCACACAGUCGCAUCGCCCGGCUGCCUACAUCGUGGGGGGGUCCCUCAACUGGCUCUGCAACUUCACCAUCGGCUUCGUCUUCCCCUUCUUGCAGUUGUCAGCUGGUGCCUUUUGCUACCUGGUUUUCUGUGGUGUCUGCCUGCUGGUGGCCCUGUACGUCUACCUCAUCGUCCCCGAGACCAAGAACAAAACCUUCAUGGAGAUCAGCCACAUCUUCGCCACCCACCGCUCCGCCUGCUCCAUCCCAGCCCACCUCAUUGGGAUGAGGAAGCUCCAUGGCUAUGGAGCCUUGGAAAGCCGCUCCCUGAAGGCCUUGGGCUCCAGCCUGCCCUGA